AUGAAUUCCCCCAUCGGCCACCGCAUCACGAGGACGGAGUUCAGCGCCACGCCAUCCCGCGCCGCCGCGGUGAACAUGCCGCCGCCGCCGGUGACGACGGAGGCUUCGUCUCUAAGCAACAAGAGAAGAAGGCCGUCCACCACAGUUCCCGGUCGAACUCGCGCGGUGGUGCUUGCGGACGACAUCAUAUUGGAGGUGCUACCCCGGCUCCCCGUCAAGUCCAUUCUCCGUUUCCGGGCCGUCUGCCGCUCCUGGGCUGCGCUCUUCUCCUCCAAGGAUUUCUGCAGCCUCCACCACAUGGCCACCACGAAGGCGACGACACCAGCACCAAAGCUACUGCUAGUCUCGCUCACAUCGAAAUCGGACACCGCCAAGGUGUACUCAUGCCCCCUGUCAGGAGGAGGCGGCCACAGAGAUGAUUUACUCUUCACCAUUGACGGUGCCGCCAGUAACUCUUUGCAAGUAGUGACACCCUCAACAUGCUAUGGACUCACACUUCUAUCUGAUUCUCAUGCUGAUGCGCGAGCUUACUAUGUUUGCAAUGCCGCCACACGGGCAAUUGCGCGUCUGCCACCUUGCCGCUAUCCUCCAUACAAGUCCAGUGCUGGCCUGGGCUUCGAUGACCAGACAAGGGAGUACAAGGUGGUGAUGCUGAACAUUGGGUAUAUCCAUGGAAAUAAGGCGGCCAUGUGUGAUGUGUACACACCAGGAGCUGAUUGUUGGAGGCCGGCGGCUCGACAAGUACCCUUUGGGUUGUUCCGGUUUGCAGUUUCUGCGAUUACUCAUGCAUCCCUGAACGAAAUACAGCCAGUGUUUGCCAAUGGAUUCCUGCAUUGGCUGAUCAGUCCAAAUUUUCUCGGUGAAAGGCCAGAAGCUGCUAUCAUAUUGUUUUUCGUCGCAGAGGAGACCUUUGGAUCCGUCCCUUCACCGCCAUUCUGGGGACCAACAGAGGGUGGGCGUCCCUGGUCCCAGGCAAAAGGGGAGCACCUGGUUGUGAUGGAUGGCCAUGUGUGUAUUGUACGGAACCUUUGUGACAGGAUCCUUGUUAGCGCCGCCUUGGAGAUUUGGGGACUACUGGACUAUGGCUCUGGUGACUGGUCCAUGAGUCAUCGAAUCGAUUUGUUUGGGCACGUUGGAAGAGAAUUAUGCGAGGCACAUUUUGUGAAGGUUAUUGGUUCGGUUGGCAAUUGCAGGUCUACGAAGAAAAUUGUGAUUUUUACUAGGAGUUACUUUGGUCACAUGUCUCCUCAAAAGGUUUACACCUAUGAUCCUAGGUGUCAACUUCUGCAGGACAUCCGUUCCAUCACCGAGAGACACACCUCUGCUGCACCCUUGUUCCCUGGUCCAAGAUUCAGCUUAUUUGAAGAGAGCCUUGCUCCAGUGCACAAAUUUGGUCAAGAGCUUGCCCUGCCAUCUACCCUGCCUAAGGAAACUAAAGAAACUACCACUACAAACUAG
Molecule: messenger RNA, 1458 nt
Organism: Lolium perenne
Lineage: Eukaryota; Viridiplantae; Streptophyta; Magnoliopsida; Poales; Poaceae
Product: F-box protein At5g49610-like
Molecular function (GO): protein binding
Source: RefSeq, a predicted model, not a curated record